CCGGAAGAUGGCGGCGGGGCGGGCGGGCGGCGCGGGGUAGCGCCCAGCGGCCGCCGCUGCCCGCCAUGGCGGACCUGGGCCGGCAGCUGCAGGACUACCUGGCGCAGUCAAAGGCCGCUGUCGCCGGCGGCUCCAGCGCGGCCCCCGCCCCGCCGCCCGCCGGCCGAGCGCAGGAGGAGGCGGGGAGCGGCGGCCUGAGGGCCUGGCUGGGCUCCCUGAGCCGCUUCCCGCUGAACCGCGGCCCAUCCCCCGCGGCGGCGGCUGCACCCGGGACGGGGCCGGGCGCGGGCUGGCUGUGGGCGGCCGAGGCGGACCCCUGCCUGCCGGGUCUGUCGCGCUGGCAGCGGCUGGUGGGGAGCGGGCUGUGCCUGCUGCUGGCCGCCCUCUGCUUCGGGCUGGCCGCGCUGUACGCGCCGCUGCUGCUGCUCCGCGCCCGCAAGUUCGCGCUGCUCUGGUCCCUGGGCUCGCUCUGCGCCCUGGGCGCCGCCGCCCUGCUGCGGGGCCCCGCCCGCCUGCUGCGGGAGCCCGGGCGCGGCACCCUCCUGUACCUGGGCGCCCUGGCCGGGACGCUGUACGCGGCGCUGGGGCUGCGCAGCCCCGGCCUGGCCGGCCUGGGCGCAGCCGCGCAGCUGGGCGCCGUGGCCGCCGCGCUGCUGUCCGCCGUGCCCGGGGGCGCCGCCGGCCUGCGCCGCCUCGCCGGCCUCUUGGGGGCCGUGCUGCGUCGCCGCGACAAGGCCUUGCCGGUGUGAACGCUGCGCCAGCCCGGGCUCGCCGCCGCGGGGGCACUGGCGGGCAGGACUGAGGGCCUGGGGCUGGCGAGGCGCGGCCUCGAAGACGCCUCUGCGAGACGGGGAUGCCGCUUCUCUGCACCGCCGUCGUCCUGCUGGCCUUUCCUCGCCGGUUCCCGAGCAAGAGGAGCAGCGGUUGCCUCCGGGAGCGGCAGCAGUGACUCUGGACUCAUUCGGCCGCGUCCCUUACGGCGGUAGCGGUGCCCGCCGAGCCCGCCCCGAGCUCGGGAUCUUACCCUAUUCCAAGUCAGCUCGAUAUCCCGGGCCUGGAGUCGCUGGGCUCCGGGCGGAGCUGGCAGCACCCCACUUCCCUACCUGCAGUAUAGGACCAUGUGGCUGCUGCAGCCUACUUCAAAACGUCUCCAUUCCUUUUCCUGAUUCCCCCUUCCGAGUGGGGCUGGGUGAUGGAACAGCUUCUUGAAUCAUAGAGUAGAAUCACAGAAUAUGCUGAGUUGGAAGGGACCCAUCAGGAUCAUCAAGUCCAACUCCUGUCCCUGUGUGGGGCACCCCAAGAAUCACACCACAUGCCUGAGAGCAUCAUCCAAACCCUUCUUGAACUCAGGCAGGCUUGGUGCUGGGACCACUUCCCUGGGGAUCUUGUUCCAGUGCUCAAUCACCCUCUGGGUGAAAAACCUCUUCCUGAUAUCUAACUCAAACCUCCCCUGAUUCAGCUUCCUGCCAUUUCCACUGAAUCCUGCCAUUGGUCACAGGAGUGAAGAGCUCAGGACCUGCUCCAUCUCUUCCCCUUCUGAGGAAGCCAACAGCUGCCUAAACUGUGACCAAUAUUAACAAAUAACUAUUCUGAAAACUGGAGAAAAAAAGCUCUUAUUUAGUUUUCCAACUGGAGUAAUGGAGAGCCAAGAACUAACUGCUCUUGAACAGGACAAUAAAGAACUAUAUGAUGCUGGAGAGAAGAUUUGGAUUUGAUGUCCCAGAAAAUCCCUCUGUUAUGUUCCUAUAAGAUUGGUCUUGAGUUGCACAGAUGGUAAGAUCAAAUAUUGAUCAGUUCAGUUGAUGAGGAUUUCUGGAUAAGCCUGCUGUUGGAAAACAUGCUGCUGUUACCAAAAGUUUUCAAUACAAGGGGCUUUUUACCUUUGCC
Apus apus (common swift) is the source of this 1887-nucleotide messenger RNA. It is a transcript of the gene SFT2D3, whose product is annotated as SFT2 domain containing 3. Bases 66 to 749 code for a protein of 227 amino acids. The transcript has 2 exons. Gene Ontology annotation, biological process: vesicle-mediated transport. The record is from RefSeq and is a predicted model, not a curated record. Gene Ontology annotation, cellular component: membrane. Lineage: Eukaryota; Metazoa; Chordata; Aves; Apodiformes; Apodidae.